Galendromus occidentalis (western predatory mite) is the source of this 26815-nucleotide messenger RNA. RefSeq lists its product as uncharacterized. Lineage: Eukaryota; Metazoa; Arthropoda; Arachnida; Mesostigmata; Phytoseiidae. The transcript has 15 exons. The record is from RefSeq and is a predicted model, not a curated record. Bases 1 to 25848 code for a protein of 8615 amino acids.
AUGGAACUUUGUCGCCUCAUCGGUGGUUUGUGUGUGAGCGACCUAUCCGACUUCAAUGUGGUUGAGGGGCUCGUGGCCAAUGUGAGCUACCAUUCGGACUCUGACGACGCGGUUAUCGUUGAAACAGAGUCUCGCACACCGAUCACAGGCCCGAAAAUUGUUUCGUCGAGAGUCGUCGAAGAUCUUGACUCUCAAAAAACAGUCGAACUCAAGUUCGAAGAGCAAUUUAGUGUGACGCAUUAUACGUUCGAGAUAGCUAAAUUCAAUUUAGAUAGUGGCGAAAAUGUACAGGGUGGCGACGAUGGCGACAACGACGGCAGUUCCCACGAUACCGGCGGGGACUUCGAGGUUUGGCCGGAAGAGCUUCCCGCUACUUCGGCACAGAGUCUUGACCCAAAUGCGUUAUCGCACAGAAAAGCUCGUUCAAGGUCACGAUCGCGAAAACCCCAUGUGCUGCAGGUCAGAGACAGCUCCUGGUCGGUGGUUGAGGAUAAAGCAAUAUUAAAAGAAGGUUUCGAAAUCGUUCCCGAGCAGUCACAACGCCCAUCUUUGCGGGAAGAGACGUCAGGACACUUAGAAGAUUGUGGGCUAGAGGGAGAAUCUCGCGUGACCAGCGCGAGUGCAGAUUCGGAAUCGUUCGCUAUAGCGGGAGCGGAGGUCGAGAGUCGGUUUAGGCGACAAAGCGAGAGCAUUAUCCCAGUCGUGUCUCCGAUUGGAUUCGAAGUCGGGGCCGAGAAACUCGAAGCGUUCUCGCUAAAAGCGAUGGAGCACUCGGUUUUGGAGCAGCCCGCAGACCUGUCACAGGAAGAUCCACUGAUCCAUGUUGUCACGCCGGACGACGCCGACGGCGCAACAGGGACGCUCGUCGAGUCGACCGCACUGCCAUUGCCAGACUCCGAGCGUGCCCCAGGCGGUGUAGCGGAUGGGGCCCCGGGCUCCGCAGAGAAAUCCGAAGAGUGGGGUUCGAUUGAAGAAUCGAAGUCAUCAGAGGACUUGUUUAAAUCUGCCCUCGAGACUCAGGACGUUCCGUCGGACGAUGCGCUCUUCAUGAGCGCGGUCGGCAACAUCGAACUCCUGACGAAAGAGGCAUCUUUCGCUCAGAAGAAAAGGGCCAAUAAAGGCCGUUCGAAGAAGUCCAGAGGCACAAGGCAGACAGGAGUGAUUCCGACGCCGACUCUAGCAGAAGAUGAAACUGCAGGAGCCCACGUUGAAUCGAAGCAAGGACGGCUCGAAGCGGUGAACCUCGAUGAGCCGGUCGGCUCCCGAUCGCUUACGGCAGAGAGGGAGAACCGUUCGCCGGAGCUUCCGGCUGAAAACCCCGAGCCUACUAGAGAGACAGAAGCUGGCGCUCCCGGAGAAUUCACCACGGUGGUUGAGCGAAAAAAGAAGCGGAAGGCGAAACAUCCUCUCGGGAAACCUCCAAGCGAUGUUGCAGGAGAUCAACGACCCAUCGAAUUGACGGGUCCCACGGAAUCCUGCGAUAGGUUUUCUUCGCAGAUCGAGCCCUCGAGUGGGUCUCCUUCCGAGGCUGUCGAUGAAAGGAUCGGUGGACGUGGGGCCGAGCUCGGAUUCCCCGUCGCAAUGCCACGAGCGGGAACUCCUACGGAUCAGAUGCAAGACGUCGUGCAAGUCGCAAGAACUCUCGAAUCAUCGACUCUGACACCGGCAUUGGAUCGUUCCCCAAUUGAAACGGAAGAAAGCUCAAACCAACUAAUAUCAGGGGUCGAAAACGUGCCCGAUACCGAUGGCUCUCGGACGGAUAGGGUCAUCAGCGACGAAGAGUUGAUUCGAAUGUCUUCGAUCCAAAGAAUGGAAGAUUCCUUUGCUGUCGAAGGUGGUGAACGUUCCGGGGCCGAAGUCGAUUCAUCCGCCGUCGAAAGGUUGGUCCAAGCUAGGAGAUCCGUCGCUGAGUCCGAAGGGGACGGGAUUCAGGAAAGUAGUACACCGGAGGAACGGGUCUUGGCUGGCGAGCAAUCCCCGAUUGAGGACGAACAAGGAAUGAGCUCGACCCCAUGCGCACAAGCCUCGCUCAGGGAGGUUGGUACACCGGAAGCAUCAGAGCCAAGUCCCGCGGCAGACCAUCCUGAGCGAAAUGAUGAAGGUACAAUAGGACCGCAGGUCCCUCCGGACUUCCGAUCCGAAUUCUCAGUUGAGCCUGUCGCGGAUAGAUUGGAUAGACGGAAAUCGAAAAAGAAACGAGGGAAGCACAGAGAUCGUGUCGAAUUCUUGUCGAAGCAUGACGGGGAUGCUGCAUCUGUGGCAGAGAGUAUCUCACCUGGAUCCCCUGCUGAACCAGGGAGCGCGCGGUUCCAAGAGUCUCCAGAUGACGAUAAAUCGAUUCCCGAAGAUCUACCGAACCGACGCCGACGUAAUGGGGGAGACCUCUCGAUAGAUUCGAAAAAUCUGGACAGUGAAAGGGAAUUGCAGAAGGGAAAAACAUCGACAGCUUCUCACGAAUGUCGCGUCGAAGAGCAUCCUGAGGGGCCACCGCCGGAAAAGAGUGGAGUCUCUGAGCCGGAAUCGCCCCCAUACGACGUGAGCUCCUCAGAAUCGCAAACCGUAGGUCCCGCGCAGAUAGGCGCUCAAGAUGCCGAGGAACUUCGCCUCGCUGAAUUUCCUGACUCUCCACGGUACCAGGAAGCGACUCCGGCUCUGAGACGCGGACAGCAUCCGGAAAAGGAAGAUCAGGGUCUAAUAUCAGAAAGCGGAGCUCAAGACUCCCCAACGUCCCUGCUCGACACUGGAGCUCCGCUGGAAGCUUCCCAAGGCUCAAUCUUGGAGGUCAUCCCCGUCCAAGAGGGAGGAGCCGAUAUCGGAAAUCAAAGAAGAUGGGGGAAAAGAGCAGACGAUCGGUCCCCCGACGAUGCAUCCGGAUCCUGCGCUGUCGAAACAUCUUAUGCCACAUCGGGAACCACUUGCGAGGACAUCAGAGGGGACGAUGCGUGUCUCGGGUCCGUCGUCGGAGAACCACAAGCAAUUGAGCCGACGAAAGAACAGGACGUCUUCGAGAUGACGAUUCCCACUGAGAACUUUAUGUCCGCUGAGGCUUUCGCUCAAAGUGUCAUCGAUCAGAUCGACUCCGCCAGAGGUUUCACGGCGGAAAAGCCCGACGCUGAGGUCUCGGGUUCCCCGACGAGAGUGGACCGGGAUCGACCUGCGCUUGAGAUUGGCACGGAAUCCUGUGGCGAGCAGAGUGUUGAUGUUUAUGCGGGGGAUUCCGAACGCUCUAUGCAACUCCCUGGGGACGAGGCCGAGAGAUCUCUGCGGGAGCCAAUCAUUGCAGGACCGCUUAAAGAUGACUCCGAUGUGUUCGAUCUGAUGAAAGCUUCAGAAGCUCGAAUUCAACCCGAGCUCCCGACUCACUUGAUAGGAGCACCGGCGGAGGUCGUAAACGACGUCCCGCCAACAGUUCACGGCGCGGAAACCACAGAAAUAUCCCAUCCCUUCCCGUGCGAACUCGAUGUCAUCGAACCUCCCGGAACCGAGGCGCCUGAUCAACGAUUUGUUCAGCUUCCGCAUUCGGAGACACGGAAGAACAUUGUUGCGGUGCAAGAGAGUUCUGGCGUCGACGGCGAAUCCGCUGGAAGCUCGACCAACGCUGUGGGCAAAAAGUCUUCUAAGCGGAAGAAGAAGACGCUGAAAUCCGAUCCGAUAGAGCUUCCAACGCGUAGAGGAGGAGCAGGCUUCUCGGAGGAGAUUCCAGUCCCGCAGUCAGAGGGGGAGACGGUACAACCGACAACCUACACCGAAGUCCUGAUCGGCGAAGACGUUCCAGAUACGGAGACCCGGAAGUCGGAAGAUCCGUCCCCCCGUGACACGGACCAGGCUCCGCUCGGAAUCGAGCUUGGCACCGAGAAGGAGGUUGACGUAUUCGAUAUGAUGUCUCCCUUGGAGCGUUAUCAGCAGCCAGAACAUCCGAAAAUUUUUGAAGACGGCUCCCCUCAAAAAUUGGAAUCCCUCGCUCCCGAACUGUUCAGAGCAGAAGCGGGGCAGGAGGACAUUCCGGAAGAUGAGAUGGACCGGAAUCGGGAACGUCUUCCGAAGGUAAGCGACGUUUCGACGAGGGAUGACGACCUGAGAAGCCUCGGGGAAGCAUCCGGAACUCGUCGAGUCGCGGAAGAAAUUGUUGGAACCACGGAAGAAGCGGAUCCGCAGGCUGUGAAUGAAGCUCAGCGAUCGGAGAUGGAGGACGAGGAGCAGUAUCCCGCUGGAAGCACCAACAUCGAUGAAGAUAUUUUCGACCUGAUGACGCCGCUAGAACACAACGAGCAACCAGAACACCCGCAGAUACUGACGGAAUUCGGAAUCGAAGAAGUCUCUUCCGCCGAGGACGGUACAGAGCUGCAAGCCCUUAAUGCCGACGCAGUUCCCAGGAAAUCAAGCGAUUGUGAUCAGAAUCAGAUUGGGUCUGAGGUCGGGGAAGAAUCGAACAGGGAGGGCAAACUUCCUGCCGAAGAACUCGGCCCACCAGAAGAUUUCGUAAGCGGAGAUACUCGGAGGCAAGCAGGGGUCAUCGAGCACGGAUCAUCUUCCGGAGAGGGGCGCGAUGGGACCGCCAGAACGUCCUGUCAAGGAGAUCUUGUCCAAACGGUCGGAACUCCCGAGACGGACGUCUGUAACACGAAUGCUCCCGAUGGUCAAGAAUUGCGAAGUACCAUCGCAAUUAAAUCCAGGAAGAAAUCCAAAAAGAAAAAGAGCAUCGCCCAGACCGAAAUUCCUGGCGUUCUCCAAGAUCAAGAUUCCGUCGAUACCCGCGGAAGUGAGAAAGGUCCCAUGAAAACCCUCCCAGAUGUCGUCCCCGAGCCGGAUAAGACGAGCCCUCCCCGAAUUGUGAGCGAAGCUGGCGAAAUCUGGGCCGCUGAAAAUCUGGAGAUGGGAGAUGCAGGAUGUCAAAGGAAGAAAUCGAAGGCGAAGAAGAAGAAGGAACGGGACUCACCCCCGGAAAUCGGAUCAGGAACUCAGGAAGCAGGACAUGAAUCCGCCGCCGAAGGAACCAUGUCCUCCCAGGGCCUGCUAACGGAACCGGGGCAGAAUCAAGUAGAACAGGAAUCGAAACAUCGAGAGAGGGACGAUCCCCAAGACGUUUCGCCCGAUGCAACGCAGGAGGAGUUCGAGUCCGAGUCCACCCGAAUCUUUGGGGGCAAAUUAUCGAUGGAGAUUGAAAACCUCACUGAGUCGAUCAUCGCGGCGGGCCCCUUCGGCAUCUCCGACGACUCCACAAUAUCAGAGUCGUUACGGAAGGAAGCGGAGCCUGAAAUCGAAAUGCCCGAAGAUGUUACGCAAAUUAGACACGGUACGACUCAGGCGACCGGGGCCAUCGAGUCCGGAGCUUCAGCUGUGGAGAGAAGUAGUGAGCAGGAUACCGGCACCGGAGCAUUCGCAAGAAGACCGAAGAAGAAGAAAAAGCAGAAGAAGUCCCGCUCAGAUCCUCUCCCAGCAGAAAAUUUCACGCCUGCGAUAGCGUCUCCGGAGACCGGCGGUUUUUCAGAGAUCCAUCCCCCGGUAGAUCUGUCCACAGUUUCGGUAGCGAUGUCAUCCGUUGCUGAAAUUGAUCCUUCUAACCCACGAGUUGACUCCGCGGGAAAAAUCGUAGAGUUCGGCGCCUCCGUCACCGAUCCGACUGCCGGGGGUUUCGAGAGCGCUCGCUCUGACGUGCCGCGAGAUACAGAACUCCUUCUUGGAGUGUCAUAUGUCGCUGGUGUCGACGCUGAGGAGGGUCGGGAUCCCGAGAAGGACCAUGAGCAACUCGGAGGCAUUUGCCUUGAAGAGACUGGAAGGGUGGAUGAAUUGAAAACGACUAAGCCGCGAAGGAAGUCGAAGAAAAAGAAGAAGAUAGCGGAUGACGAACAGGAGCUUGGUGCAGAUCAUCCGGGGAUGUCUUCCUCCGAAAUAUCUGAAAAGGAAGUUUCCACAGGAGAUGACUUUGUGGCGGCGGUUUCGGCUGAGGGGCCGCAACCGGAACUCGAGGGGCAGCAACCCUCUGCGGACGGUGUAGAUGUAUUCGAUCUGAUGUCGGCCCGCGAGUACCACGACCAGCUCGAGCACCCGGAGGUUACCAGUCAGGCUGUGAUCGAAACACCCGUGUACCGCGAGGGCUCAGAGAAUCGAUCAAGGGUCGACGAACCUAUGGAGGAGAGCCCCCACUUCGAUUCCCUUCUGAUCGAUUCGACCACCGAUACGGGUGGCACGGAAUCUCUUCAGGAGAUCAUUCGACUAGACACCGGAGGACAGACCCUCGACGGAAGCGACUCCGAGUCGGGAACAUCUCGUGAAAAAAUUGCGAUAGGCGACGAUACAUCGAUUCCAACUGAUAUUAAAAACGACGAUGAGAUCGUCGAGGAUUCAAAACUUGAAAUUCAGCCUCCCGGAGAAAUUAUCGAUUGGGAGCGAGCUCACGACAUGACGAAAAUCAAGACUAACUUGAAGGAGAAGAAGAAGAAGGCCCGCGUGAGCUCGCCCGACGCUGGCAGCGAAAAACUCGCCCAGGUCGAAAGCGGUGAGUCUCCCCCCGAACGUCAUGGAAGGGAUGCGGGAGGAAAGAUUCCGCUCGGGAGCGAUGUAGGUUCUGAUUCACCCGAUUCAAGGCAGCGGCGGGAUGGCCCUGAGAUCCAGUCGACGAGCUUAUCGGAAGGACAAGCAGAGAGAACUGAGGUACCGGACUUGCAGAAAGCUCCUCAUCAGGUCGCUCAAACGAGGGAAACUCGUGGAGCUCCUCUCCCGGAGCGCGGGGCCUCCCCCCAGAAAAAGGCAGACGAAGGGAAAAGCAUCAACACGGAGCAGGAGCCGAAGAAGAAGAAGAACAAGAAGAAGAAAAAGUCCCUCGAAUCUGGUGCCAUUCUUGAAGGUUACGAAUUCAGCGACACGACCGAGACGAAACUCUCGCAGCUGACACCCACCGGGACCUCAGAAGGGAUCAUCGAAGAUGUCUCCGAUAUGAUGUCGCCGAUAGAGCGUCGUCAUGAGCAGCCCGACCAUCCUGCUUCGCCCAUGACCUGCGAGAGAGAUGACGAAACCGCAAGAGGCGCGGCUCGUGAAAUUUCAAGCGAACACGAAAUCAGUCAAGGAACACCGAAGAAAAAGAAGAAGUCCAAGAAGAAGAAGGAAAAGGAAAGCUCCCACGAUCCCAUCGAGUGCGGUAAAGCUCCCAAUGAGGAUUCUCCACAAGACUUCUCUCCAAUCCGAGCGCAGCGAAAUACCGACGAACGAAUUCCGGUCGGAGGAGCAGCUGAGGGACAAACGACAAAAAAAUCGAGGAAGAAACCCUCAGGAAUUCGGGUUGAACCAAAAGAUGAAGGAAAUGCGGGAGAGCGUCUGACUGAUGCAAGCCCCGAAGUUUCUGAGAAAGUCCCGCGCGAAGAAAUUCCGGUCAUCAGGGAGCUAUCAGCCGAUUCCGGUACGCCCGACGAUUUAGACGAAGCAAGCUUCGUCGAAAGCGAGUUCCAACCCGCCAGGAAACCGAAGGCUCCGAAGAAACCUAAAACAGCCGUCGGGUCAAAGCCGAUAUCGGACCGACGCAAAGCCGCUCCGGAACGAAAAAUUUCGGUGGAGGAACGUUUCGUUCAGGAAGUUACCAAGCAGCUCCUCCGCGAAUCACAGACGGAAUCUACAGCGAAGCUAUCCGCUCGCUCGCUCGAUCCCAAUCCGUCAAUCACCUACGCUGAUGUGGUUUCGGGUCGCGCCAGCAGAGCUGUAACUCCCCGUGAGCAAAGUCCCGUGAAACAAGCGCGUGCAUCGCCCUUCGGCGAAAAUCUCAACGCUCGAAGCGAUCUGUUGUGUCCGUCAGCGGAACUUUCGCACAGUCCUGCUUCUCUCGAGGAGUCUCUAUCCAGCCAUGCGAGGCCGAUCGAACGUCGUUGUUCCGAAGUUGCGAUGCAAUACGUGACCGACAACACCGGAGUCUGGGCCAGCGAGCCUUACGGCUACUAUCCCGCCGAUGAACUGACCCAGUUCUAUCAGGAAGACCCAUGCGAGCCGGCCGAGCUCCCGAUGACUUAUUCCCCCAUAGCGGAGCUUCCGCCCCCGAUUUUCGGUCUUUCGAACACCACGUUCACCAGUCCGCUUUCGCCCCUGGACGAUACGCAGACUCCUCUGAUAAGCGCGGGUGUUGUCGAGCAGGUCAUGCUCAGCGAGCCGCAGGUGUACGAGACGUUGGAGCUUCCAAGUUACGCGGAUGUUUGCGCCGGCAGAGCCUCCGUCAGUCCCAGACCGUCGAGGGGAGCCACGCCGCUGCGCGAACCGACGUUCGCGCCUCAGACUUGUCGCCACCCCAGUUCGUCGAGCAUGUCACAGGUUCUAGAUCAUAGACAACAAUCUAGGAAAUCAUUAGAUACCACGCCGGAGCCGGAACAAAGGUCCAGCGAUCAUCCGGCAUUUGCGGAUGAAGCCGCGCUCGAAUUCCAACAGAGCACACUCAUACCCACGUUCACGUCAAACCACGGACACACGACAGAUAACAAGAACACCUCGUCUCUUUGGGAAUGUUUCGGGGUUUCCGCUCAGACACUGACGUCGAGCGGGGUGACUGUGGCCCUACACAGGGACUCUCUCGACGAUUUUUCAGCCUCGCCGUCCACAGAGCCCUCCAGAAAGUCUUCGGACAAGGACACGGAGUCCCAGAAUGUGGAUACGGGCGCUGGUGGUGCGGCGGCGGCGAUCAAGAAAAGCAAGAGGAAGAAGAAGCUCAAAGGCUUACCAGACAUCGUAGUCUCGGAAGAAGAGCUGAGUUCCGCGUUCGAAGAUUCACCCGAGCAGCAGGACACCAAGAAGAAACGGAGACAGCGGAAGAGCCGAUCGCACACCCGCGAAGUUCAGGAGGCGAUGAUUUUUGAAAAUACAGCCGCGACCGAUAGAGGGGGCCCAUCUAUUCCUUCGGACCUGCAGGGAGAUGAUCCGCUUCCGUCCAGGAGCGGAGAAAUCUUGGGUAUGACCCAUGAAGUGGACUUAACGGGUUUCGCAUUCGUUGAACCCCUUGACCACCAGGCGGACACGGCUCAGCAGGGUCCGGACGAGUGUGAGAGUCGUCGGGAUGCGGCUGAGCGAGAAUUAGACACGACUGCUGCUGUUCGUGAUGCGAUCGACUCGAUUCCCGAGGGAGAAAGCGUCGCUGGAGAGAUUGCGCCGCGUCAGAUUCCCGAGCGGAGCUACCGGGAGCGGGCUCCUCUGCCGGAGGGACAGCAGGUCUGCUCUCAGGUGACCCCGCUGAGCGAUGGAACGUACGAGGCCGUCUACGGAGGCUUUGAGGGAGCUAUCUGUUAUGGGAGGAGCGAGUUCCAUGAAAGCCAAGACGACACAGUCCCACAAGCAGAUCCUGCUGAUGCCUCAGGAGUCUCAGACUCGAUCCCACGGUCACGAUGUCCCACGGAGCCGGAGGAACCGAGACUUCAUCCGGAGCCCGAGCUACCGGACACCGGAGCGGCAGCACAAGCGUUCGAAAAUUCUCGCACGUCGGAGACGCUGGAGCCGUUGAACUCGAUUCCCGGUGAUGUUCUAGCGAAAAAGAAGUCAAAGAAGAAGGGAAAGCGUAAAAUCCAGGAGGAGCAAUCGGAAGCAACCGUUCUGUUGGAGGAAACGAAACCUGAAGUGAAGAUUGCGGAAGCGUACCCGGGAGAAGUAGAAGCACCGGAGUAUUCGACAGAAAGGACGGAAAUCGUGGAAGGCGAUGGACAGAGGGAGAUUUCUGUGGACAACUUUGACGCCUUCGAUUUCAUGGGGCCCUUGGAACAUCACGAACAACCCGAGCGUCUAGUUGUUCCCAUGGAAUCCGCGUCAGAGAAGUCGAUCGGAGAAGCUUUCGGAGAGUCGACGGAAGGAUUCGCUGAAGAGCUCCAACCCGUGAUCGGAACUCCACAGGGCCGCAUCGACGAUCACAGAGAUCCGUCGGCGAGGGCCAAAUCGAAAAAGAAGAAGAAGCAACAGAAAAAGUCACCCGAUUCUGUUGCCCGGGGAGAGACGAGUCUUUCCGAGGCUCGUUCAGCAGAAAAUGAUCUGUCAGAAGUUGGCCUUCUUACCCUGACUUCUGUCGAUAAGGUAGCUCAGGAUGCGCGAGGGAAAGCGGUUGCCGAUCAAAUCCGGCGGUCUGCACCGGCAGCCGAAGACUCGUAUCACUCAGGGGAGACAGCGGGUGGCAGACCUCGGAGGCCAACACCCGAGAGCUGGGAGUUCGAUGACGAGCUCCUGGAGCCGCGCUCACAAGACCUGCCAUGCGAAUUCGUUACUGAGCCCAUCGUCGGAGCCGCUGCCCCGGAGGCGUCUAGUCUUCAACCCGAUUCCGCCGUCAUCGGAACUGCUGGGAAAGGACUUGGAGAUCCCGACUCAACUCUCGAUCGCGACGUUUCGCUCGACGAUCCGGAAGCAUCUGCGAUGGAGGCGGAAACAGAGCUCCUGCCGAGAUCAGUUGCCGACGUCUCGCAAAACUUCGGAGAAGCGGAAGAAUUCGACGCUCCCAACAUCAUGACCCCCCUGGAGCUUCCCUUGCAACCCGAGCAUCCGGUUGUCUCGAUCGGUCCGGGGACUGAACCUGAACAUGCGGCCGAACCUCAGGAGGCGGAGCGCAGAGCUGAACGUCCGAGCGCGGUAGGUCCUGAGACCAUUCCGACGGACAAUUCGGGCGAUCAGGUGUUCGAUGAAGGAUCUUCGAAAGCCAAGAGAAGUAAGAAGAAGUCUAAGAGGGAGAGACAUCUUCGAAGUGACGUGUCUGGAACAGAAAACUCGCUGCCAUCAUCAGACAAGAUCGAAGAGGAAUCUUUGGAGGCCCCGCACGUCUCGGGACCUCCCGAAAUCCGCGAUUUACAGACCGAAUCGUCGGAUACUCGAACUCUCGCCGAAACUCCGGCAGCGGCGUCCGGCGACGACACCCAAAUAGAGUCUGUAGGAGGCGGGUGCAUUGGAAGCCCGGACGCCGUGUUCGAGGUCUCGGAGAGUCCUGGAGUGGGAUCGCCAGCGGAAGGUCCUCAAUGCGAGGUCGAGGAAGAUCAGGCUCGGGAAUCACCUAAGAAAAAGAAGAGGAAUUCGAGGAAGAAAAUUCGGAGCGGACUGGAUAUUUCUCCGCAAGCGCCAGCCAGCCGAAAGAGUGGACCACUCGGAGAGGCGCAAAUCGCGCUCGAGAGAUCCCCCGACACGGACCCGGAGCCAAUCCCACUCUCGACUGGGGAGGAUUCCGAACAUCCAGGGAUUGAGAUCGGGACGGGAGUCGAGGAGGAAAUCGUGAUAUCGGCGGAUUCCCGACCGGCGCCAGAAUGUCGAAUCGAGGGAGCCAUCGCUCUCGAAUCGAACGACCUCUUAAGCGACCGAGAUCAGAGUCAAGGGUCUCUGAAGUCAGGGAAAAAGAAGAGGAAAUCGAGGAAGAGAAAUAAGGAAGCUCGGGACGACCGGUCUGGAUCAGUUCACUUCGGGGAAGAGAGCAAGUCUCCUCCGGUGAUUGAUCGAGAGGAUUCGUUUGAGGUGGAACCACUUCCCGGCACGAUUGGCAUCUGCGUGCCAACUUCAACUCCGGGCUACCAAGAAUCCGAAAGAUGCCACGACAUCCCAAGCGAUGCGGCCCUCCGAGCUACUGGAGAGGUUGUGUCACUUGAGGAAGUUGGGGAGGAUGUCGACGUUUUCGAUAUGAUGACUCCUCUCGAGCACCACGAACAGCCCGAUCGCGUGGAUGUUGAAAUGGACGUUGAGCUCAGAGACGAGGAAGAAAUUGCCUCGUCCCUCGGAACGGCGACCCGAACGAUUGGAGACUCAGAUACCACGGGAAAAAUCCCGGACGAAGUUGACAUCUUCGAUUUGAUGAGUCCCAUCGAACACCAUGAGCAGCCCGAGCGUCCUGAUGUCCGAAUCGGUGUCGCAGUCGGGGAGCUUGGUGAAGCUGAUGACGGAGUCAAGGAAUCAUCCGUUCUGGAGAGUCAGCAGGCUGAAGUAAUGGGAGAGAGUCAAGCCGAUUCAGUCAAAGUCGAAACUGAAAUCCACGAGAGAUCAGCCCUGUCCGAAGAAGAAGGCUGCUUCGGACCAACUCGCACAGACCGAGUUAUCGAUGACGACGUUGACGUCUUCGAUCUCAUGUCACCCUUGGAAUAUCACGAACAGCCAGAACAUCCGGAGGUUCGAAUCGAGGCCGAGGGUGCAGAACAGAACGAGGGCGUCGAACGGGAAGGAAGAGACCUUGAGGAGAAUGUCGCUGGCCAAGCCCCCAUCGAGGACAUCUUCAACCUGAUGUCCCCAUUGCAGCAUCACGAACAACCAGAACAUCCGAAGGUUCGAAUUGAGGCCGCGGGUGCAGAACAGAACGAGGUCGUCGUACGGGAAGGAAGAGACCUCCAGGAGAAUGUCGCUGGCCAAGCCCCCAUCGAGGACAUCUUCGACCUGAUGUCCCCAUUGAAGCAUAACGAACAGCCAGAACAUCCGAAGGUUCGAAUUGAGGCCGAGGAAGCAGAACAGGACGAGGUCGUCGAACGGGAAGGAAGAGACCUCCAGGAGAAUGUCGCUGGCCAAGCCCCCAUCGAGGACAUCUUCGACCUGAUGUCCCCAUUGCAGCAUCACGAACAACCAGAACAUCCCACUGUCUCGAUCGAUACCACUCAGGUAAACCCAAGAGAAGUCUUCGUCUCACAAGAUCGAGACCUCGGGAGGGUUGAGGACAGUCGAGUUGUCCACGACGAUCAGGACCUUUCCCAAUGGGCACCCGCCCUGGGAGAAGUGGAAGACGAGGUCUCCUCGCUUGCGAUCGAUCGUGAUCGGAGCCUUGUCACGGGAGAAAUCCAAACUCCCGGAGAAUCCGCCGACGGAUCUCCCGGACCCGAUAUCGAGCCGCUCGAAACUCCACUAGGAGGGGAUAUCAGGCCGGAGUCAACAGAUGAAAGGAAGAGGGAGAAGGGCUCCAAGAAGAAAGGGAAGAAGGGAGGUCGGGGGAAAGAUAGAGUGGAUUCAUCCGGAGGCAUGGAAAGGAUCGGAAGCGCCGACGAGAUGAACGCGGUGCCUCUUGAGACCGAGCAGCUCCCCAAGCGCGUUGACUCUCCUGACCCCGGAGCUUCUCGUGAACAAAUCGAGGACCUCAGUCGAUCAGGCGGUGAAUGCGAAGAAACCGUCCCGCCGGGCGAACCGGAAGUCACUGCAUUCGUUCUCGAAGAUAUACCACCUACGAAUCCCGAAUCCGUCAACGUCUCGGACGACCAGUAUCAAGUCGGCGCGAAGCCCACGAAGGCGAGAAAAGAUAAGAAAUCCAAAAGGAGGCGGGAAGCCCAAGCGGCUCACGGCGGGGUUGAAGAAGGGGAAGAUUUCACCGCAUCAGCUGAGAAGCUCAUCGAUCCGAGCGGAAUUCGCGCCUCGAGUGAGAGCGCCGACGAACCGAUGGCCCCUAUGGACCGAGUGGGACAGCCCGAUUCCCGACAGCUCGUUCCUAGCGAAGCUACGAUCGCUCGCACCGUCGACGGAGUGAUCACCGUUGAUUCCCGAGCGGAUUCUGGAAACACGUCCGAACUCGCUGGAGAUCUGGACCUGACUAACGUUGAGAUCGGACUCCGAGGCGAUCGGGAAUCGGAGCCAGCUCCUGCGGAGUUCAAGAAGACGAAGGACAAGAAGUCUAAGCGGAAACGAGGAGAGAAAGUUCAGCAGCCCGAUACCCCGAUGGAGUUCGGGCACCACGAACAACUGCCCAGAUCGGGGAGCUCUCAACCGAGUGCAAAACCGAAUUCAGAUGAAGUUGACAUCUUUGACUUUAUGACGCCAUUGCAACAUCGUGAACAACCCGAACAUCCUCACCUCCAGAUCGCUCACAGCGUCGAGGUAGCAGAAGAGCUCCCGGAAGUUGUGCAUCCGGAACCUCCUCCCGGCAUCGAGUAUUCCGCUGCGCACGCGACUGGUACCGGCGUCGAAUUAGCGGGAGUUCGCGGUGAAGAAGGAGUGGAUGACGAUUCCGCCGAGCUCAGAGGGAAGGCAGAGUCCCCGAAGGAGUUCGAGGCGGGUCGUAUUGACGCCGCGGAGAUCCAGACAGCGCAGGACCUCGCCGCGUCAUGCCGGAAGCUCGAAGAACUUGCGGACGACGGAGACAGUUCGAAGGACAUGGAUGGCCAACUUUCCGUUCAAGACAUCGACGUUUUCGAUUUCAUGUCACCUUUGGUUCAUCCUGAGCAACCCUCGCACCCGGACAUCUCGUCUGCCGCAACGGACGGGGCGACCAGCAGUCCUGAAAAGGGACGAGACGAUGCGCGCUCGGUUGCGGCGGAGAUGGCUACCGACAUCCCGCGAGGGGAUCUCACGGAUUCAACAGCACAGCGAAAGGAGCCGGUGGACCUUGACGAAAAGAUCGAGAUUCCCGGGAAGAAGAAGAAAAAGAAGAAGAAACAAUCCGGAGCCGCUAUGAAUAUGAGCGUUGGCACUGAAGUUGAGAAAUUCGAAGCCAUGUCUGGGGCAUCAGAGGCAGGCCCUGAGGGAUCGUCUCUCGGACUGGGAGUCUCCGACCCGUACGACGGCUCUGUUUGGAUUCACGAAGAUCGGGAGCUGGGUUCUGAAUCAACGAAGUCGAAGAAGGAAAGCAAGAUAUCAAAAAAGAAGAAACACGAUUCCAUCGAACCAUCUGACUUUGCUCCCCGGACCUCUCCCGGGGAAGAAGUUCCUGCAGGACACGAUCCACAAGCAGUCGAAUUCUACGAUUCGGAAUCGAGAGAGUCUGAACAUCUGGAUUGCUCCGUGUCUACAGAUGUAGCACCUUUGUCACAGAAGACGGCAGAUGACGAAGAAGCUGAAACCCCGACAGUCGUCGACGAAGUCGAUGUCUUCGACCUUAAGACUCCUCUAGAACAUCAUGAGCAACCAGAACAACCUGGAGUGACGAUUGACACGCCAAGCGCAAACGCAGGAGCGGCAGCUCUGAGAACGGACUCUUCGGAGCGUCCAUUGGAUGCGAGAGUAUGUGAUGGCGAUUCUACGAAGAAAUCGAAACGAAAGAAGCGGAGAAACAGGAAUUCUGCAUCUCCGAACGAUAUCGGAACAAAGAGGGAGGGGCCUGAGCUCUCUCACCACGAACACGGAGACCGCGAGUCAUCUCCCGGAGCGUGUCGAGACGCUUUGAUACCUAUUGAUGCGGGAAGCUCCCAGAUCGAGACACCUGGAGAAGUUCAUCCAUUGGAAAUCGAAGUGCCUCCAGCAGCGGAACCAGUGCCUCCGGUCGAUGAGAAUUUCAUCUGCUCGGUUUCUGGUUCCCCGGAAUCUGGUAUCGAUUCCGUUCCUGUGACUAGCGAGCAAACAGAGCCUUCGAUAGUCGGGAGAAGUCUCGAGAGGUCCGAGGAAACUGUCCAACGACGGAAUGUGGAGAAUCGAAUUCCGUGUCUCGAGAAGCCGAAGAAACGCUCAAAGAAGACGAAGCAGAAGAGAUUGGGAGAGGAUUCAGUCUACGAAGCUGAGGGUCAUCAGAAGAAGUCCUCCGACUCGCUCGUACCGGAGCUCGGAAUGUCGACUCAGGGCAACAAUGCUUCGCAGAGCGAGGUCUUAAUGCCGGGAGAAGAAGAGCACGACACUGACGUCCGAGAUUCCAUCGCCACAACGCAAUCAGAGGCGCUCAGCACCGACGGACGUCCGGAAGGCUCGGUCGCGGAGAUCGUAGAGCUCACGGAGACACUACCCGUUGAGCUUGAGCUACGACGCCCGACCGAGUCAAAAGAGAUACCACCGGAGCUCAUCGCGGACACCGGAGCUGAUAACCAUGUGAGCGGAGACGAGGCAGGGCAAAUCCAAGAAACCCGAUCAGACGCGGCCCAGGACCCCGAACAGAGCAUCAAUUCGAAGAAAUCCAAGAAAAAGAACAAAAAGAAAAAUCGGAGUUCAGCUGAGAAUCGGGAGGGAGAUGCGAAUGUCUUCCCGCAAGAUUUCACCGCGGAGACCGCGUCGUUCCAACCUUCACACGUCGAAGGCGAAGCUCUUGGAAGCUUAACGGUCGAGGCGACCGCAGACGAUUACGGCGAUCCCGGGACGGAGUCAGAACGUCUGCUCCGAAGCGAAGCUGAUCCAAAUCGCCCGCGGGCUGGGCAUGAACUCGAUCCGGUAAUUUCCCACGCUGUCCCCAGGGAGACAACGCCGUAUGACAACGACCGUAUGGAGAACUUGGCGAUAGAGAGGGCCAUCGUAGACGAGAAGGAAACCGUUCUCGGGACCGCGCCCGAGCGGAAUCUGGCCGAGCUAGAGCUCUCAGGGAAGGACACGCCACAUGCGGAGGGUAACCAGUCACUCAAUAAGGAAAUGUCCCUCCGGAGCCGAUCUUCGAAAAGACAUAAACACAGAAAACGCACCGACACCAACACCAGACCCCAAACAGCAGCUGAGACAAUGGACACGAGACAAAAGUUCCGAAUCGAGAGAGUAGAAGAACCCUUCCCCGGUACCACCUGGACUUCUGAAACGGUUGAAACCGAGGAGGAUAUGUCGCUGGCCGACAUCGAGAACAUCCCUCACGACGACGAUCUGUCGGAGCUUUCGGAUUUCCCGAAAACCGGGGUCUCGAUGCCCACUGAGGAGCUUCUGCUCGAGUAUACGAACUUCGGGACCGCUGAAAAUCAGAACAUUCCCCAAGUUGAAAUUUCCUCGUUCUCGGAGCAUCGGGACUCGUUGGUCCGCGGUAGAACUUCGGACCACGACUUCUUCCUGCCGUCCGCUGCCGAGGCCACUCGUGGCCUGACACCGGAGCCCGGUCUCGACGACGUCCAGAAAGCCGCAAAAACCAUACAGAAGGCUUAUAGACACUAUCGGACGAGGAAGAGUCAGUCGCCCUUACCGACGCCAAGGGAGCCGGUCGAGGGCCCUGGAUACUUCUCGGAUUCGGCCCUGCAGGACAAGGCGGCUAGAAGGAUCCAGAAGGCGUACAAGAAGUUCAAAACGAGGAAGGAACUGGACGCCGAGAAGAAGCGGAGGUCCGACGAAGAAGAUGUUGCCGCCAGAAGAAUUCAAAAGGCUUUUAGGAAAUAUCACAAGACGAAAGAUGUUGAAGAAUCUCCGCAUCGAGCACUACCAGGAGCUUCUCCUGUACCGAAUGUUGCGGAACAGGAUGAAUUCGCGGCGAGGACCAUCCAGAAGGCCUACAAAAAAUACCGACUUAGGAAAAAUAAGAAGGUCGAACGCGAGCAGGAAGUCGCGUCAUCGCCACCGGUAGACUCGAGCGAGGAAUUGGCCGCGAGGAGAAUUCAAAGUGCCUACCGGAAAUACAACCGUCGGAAACCAAAACCCAGGGAGCCUGUUCCCGCGCCUGAACUCACUGAAGCGUUCGACGCCGAGAGCGCGAGAGAAGACGCUGCUGCGCGAAGAAUCCAGCGCUCCUUCCGCAAAUUCACGGCCACGAAACAACUCGGGGCCGAGAGUAGCUACGGGGCCGCGACCUCUCGCGCAGAAAGUCCUGACAGCGGCAGGAACCAAGGGCUUCUGCCGAACGAAUCAGACUUGGGUACUCUGUCGACCGACCCGAACACGUCCGACGUCAAACCGACGAAUCCGUUCGGUUCUGGAACAGCUGAUGCCGCGGAAGUCUCUCGUGGAGAUGCAGUGGAAAAAAUGAUUGCAAGGAUGAUGGCCGAGAAAUUCGCUCUCGAGGAGCUCGGCGACGGGGAUUCGCCCGAUUUCCCUCGGGAGGACGUCCCCCUGCCGGUUCCCGAACGAACUCAGAAGCCCAGCCCCGAUAUGCAGGCACCGAAGUUGAGCCGGAAAAAGUCCAAAAAAACCAAAGCGAAAUCCAAUAAAAAAUACGCCGGUCAACUCAGCCAGCUGGAGGAAGCUGCGGCGUCCAAAACCGAGGGGAGGAAUUCUCCCGAGGGGUCGGAGGUUCCGCCGAAAGUCGAACCCGAGGCUGAGCGUGAUUUCUCAGGAGACCAUCCAAUCGGGGAUGAAGAUGAGAAAGCCGCCAGAACGAUCCAGAAAGCUUUCAGACUUUAUCAAGGGAGAAAGGCCAGGCCCGGGGUCUGCAUGCAGCCUCUCUCCGUAGAGAUCCCGACGAUGACUGCCGAUUAUCCCUUACCCGAACCCCUCGCCCUAUCGGAGCCAACACUCCCAUGGGAGGAGAGAUUCGCGACGCCAGCCCACACCCCCGAGGAAGAUCGGACCGAACCAAUCCUGCCUCCGACUGGAGCCCAGCCCCCGAUGUCGGGCUCCCCGUCCGUUUCGGAUGCGUGGGCGGAGUUUUUCGGACAGAGAUCUUCUCUUCCGGACUGUGCCGACACGUCGCAGGGAGGCGGAUCGCAGCGGGACCGAGAGGUUUCCGAUGGUAGCGUUACGUCCUUCGUCGGGGCACCGCAAGAUUUCCUCAUGACGGAUCCGGAAGUCGGGGAUGCGUGGAAAGACUUUAUGAAGGAGGGAAUUGCGGGCGGCUCGUGCGAGGAGAUCGCCGCGACAACAGUGCGGCAGGAAACGGCCUCAGAGGAUUCCGUGGGGACAAUGGGCAAGACCGGAAGCGCGGGACUCGCCGGGGAGAAAACCCGAGGGGAAUCAGCCCCCGAGGCUGUCGCGACCAACGUCGACGCAAAGUCUUCAGCUGAGGACGAUGCAGCCCUCGAUGACUCGAUUGGGAGUGGAACGCGCAUUCAGGUUCCAGCAGAGCAGCGCAAUCGCCCGCUCCCCGCGAAUAUCGAUAUCAGACGAGGCAUUCCCCCGGAGUGCUGGGACGAUAUCCUCACGGCGUUGGAGUCGCCGUCGCCAAAAGUUUUGCGGGAUCUACCUCUCGAUCAGAUCUCUGUAGUUCCGCCGACUCCGCGUAACUCUUUCACGACGGAUGACUUAGAGAACUCGCCAAAGAAUAUCUGGGGCCCCAUAGAGGGAGAAGAAUGGCCCGGCGCACAGCCCACGGCUCAUGACAGCUCGCCGUCGGUGGCGACGGACGAGUGGCAAGAAGAGACUGGAAAGGAGGCGGUGGAAAAGCUCGAGGGUAAACCCGACGUUCCCUAUUUGGAGAGCGAACCGUCGACGGCGAGUCAGCCCGUUUGUGUUGAAGCUGCUGCUGCGACCAGUGGAAGAUUUGGAGACGAUGUGAACGCGAUGUCUUCUGGAGGAAACGGAGAGAAAAAGUCCAAACGGAAGAAGAAGUCCAAGAACUCCCGCGACCGACACACCUCGGUCAACGAGCCCGACAAGCCACCGCAGGACGUGCCCAUUGAAGUUUGGAAAGACUUUUUAGACGCCUCGACUUCUCCUGAAAGAAUUCUGGAAACGAUUGUGCCGCAGGAAUGUUUCGAAAUCGUGCAGAAGUCCCUCCAGGGGACCGAAGCUUUGGAGUCGUCCGCGUUAGCGGAGGCCCGUCCCCGAGAGUCAACAGAUCGGGGAACGCAAAGCUCGGCCCCAGAGACCGACUCCCACACUGAAGCCGUGAACACAGACGCACUCGAUAGUACACACGAGACACUACAGAACACUUCGGACGACACCAAUACGACACCAACCACCGCACAGAGCUCCGGUCCCCGUGUCUCAUCAGAUGGAGACCCACGAAAAAUUGAGAAUUGUCCAGAUGAUGACGGUGUAGUGAUAUGUGAGGAGCCGAAUGAUCUGUUAGGUACGAUAAGUAAUUCGGAAAUUGUCAGAGAUAGAGAAGAGACGGUGGAAGAUAAGUCAGGCAGCCGUAAUUGGUGGGAAAUGAUGCCCGACGAUCUCGAAGAAGCUCGGCCCUCGGACGUCGACGAAGGAAUAUUCACCGUCGACGAUCCCUUCACAACCGUCGCCGUAUUGGAUAAACCACGCAGAGCCAAAACCGUUGAACAGCCCCAGCUCGAAACGGUAGCGGAAGCAUCCGUCGAAACUUCGAAGGAAACAACCCCAGACCACUGCACCGCCUCCAUCGUGCCGGCAGAAGAUUCUAGCAAUGCUGUCGAAAUUCAAACAGACGCUGAAUCGACAAUCGCUGAUUACGAUGAGAUUUCCCAGGGGCGAGAUCUAGAGGUGGAACCGAUCCCGGAAGAGCCCGAAGCGUUCGUCGAGGUUUCGAAUGACGAAUCGCUCCCGGCUCAGCCCGUGAAGUCGGUCCAAGACGAGACUCCGAUGAAGGAACAGGCGGUGAGCGUCACGCCGCCGGAUAUUGGGGUUUCAGGAGAAGCCCCCCAACUUCAGGCGGACGUCAUCGACGCGAGUCGAGCGCCUGACGUUGCGGGAGCGAAAGUCGAAAAGGCGAAGAACACGCCGUCCGACCGCAAGAAACGGACGACAGCCGGUGUGGCGAAGGCAGACACCGCUGACACCGAAAGUACGUCGUACGAUCUCGAAGCAAUUCCGAAAGACGAGGAAGGAAUUGCUUCGAUCGAAGCCAGAGUCGUCGCCCCCGAACUCUUCGUAGAGUCGCCAACCAGCCAUGAGUCUGGAGGGAGACCGUUCCGCAAAGCGAAACGUCGGUUGAAGAAACUCGUUGACGAGACGCCGCCACCAGCCUCGGUGAGCAGUGGCGUUUCCCCUGAGUCCGAUUCCUCGAAAGCGAACACGAGUCAGGACGCGACGUGGGACGAGUUCAGCGACGCAAAUAAAGACUCGCUCGGCUCGCUCGCAAGCGAUGCCAAAGAGGAAGUUCCGGAGCACAGCGUCAGUCCGUCGGCCGCUUCUGCCGAGCUCGUCGAAAUCGAGGCGUCGGAAACAACAAUCACGGAAGACAAGCCAAUCACCCCGACCGAGAAGUCCGACAAAGACCUCCAGGAUGUCCUCCAAGUGGCGCAGCAGUUCCUGGGUCUCGAUGUUUCCCUGCUGCGAUCCUCGUCGUCGUUGCAGAUGUAUCGGCAGCGCUUGCUUGACCUCGUCCAAAUCAUCAAACGUAUCGGCGAAGCUCUGCCGGGUCACGACGCCAUUCUCGCAGAAACCAUCAUGGCCCUGGAGGAUCGGCGCGCACAGGUUGACUCCAUCCGCGUCGACGAGGAAAGCGCCACGGUCUCGCUGGCCUUGCAGGUGAUUCGAUACAUCACGGGCGAUCCUCCUGGGGUCGUCGAUCUCCCCGUCGCUGGGGCGCUUCUGUUCCAAUCGACCCCGAGACCCACGGCGACUGAGCCGACCGAGGGCUUGUGCAGCUUUGCGGAAUCUCUAACACAGCGUACACCGGCGGACAACAUGUCGAGGAUCGAAUACCUCCACUGUCUGCGUCUCCUCAUGGAAAAAGUAAUUUUCAUGCAACGGGGCACCGACAGCGGUCUCAUUGAGCCUGAGGCCCUGACGGAUGAGCAGGCGAAAUUGCAGAAUCUCCACGAGCUCCUGCAGCGUCAGGGGGAUCUCAUGUUCCCCGAAGAUUCUCAAGUUCAAUCGAUGUUGCGCGACGUCAAAUCGGCGCUUUUCCUUCUCACUGUCGCCUCAAGUAGAGAGCUCCCGGUCUCUUCGAGAACAAAGAGACCGAAGUUCACCAGGCAAACCUCGAAGAAUGCCACCGAAUUCGGGAGGAACCUCGCACAACAUGCGAGUCAGCUGAGAAUCGAAAUCGAAAAUACGUUCAUAGAGAGCGCGCCGCUCCAGCUCGCUAGCUUAGUCGACCUCAAGGAGGCAAUCGACUACUUGAGUUCACUCCGGCGAGAGCUCAAGUCGACGCUGUGCAAGAUGCAGCAAGCUUCAGCGAAAAGCGAGCUCGACUUGAGUUCGUCUUUAUCGAAUGGCAUCGUGUCGAUCCAGCUCGCCGAUGACAAGAUCUCUCGUUUGAAAAACGCUCUGCAGACGUGGCGACAAGUCUCAGAGGAUUGUCUCAAACCGCUUCCAUUCAGCGUGAACGCUAUCGACGAGCACACAUUGCUACAGACCAUCCAGAAUCUUCCAACGGAAUGCGUUCUCGUAGACGAAGUUUUGCAGUGUCUGAAUGAACGACUACACUCGCUCCGAGAGAGGCGCAUGGAGACACGUCUAAAAACUCGGAGCUCUCUCCAGAAGCAGCUGGAAGAAAACUUCAGAGCGUCUCGGCUCGCCAUAUUGAGGCAGGCUGAGGAGCUGCAAAACCAGUUCGUGGUGAACAAGUCGGUCAGAGAGUUGCUGGAAGCAGAUGCCCUUCUGAGUUCCCUGGAAACCAGUGGAUUUCCGGAAAACCAGGAAUUCGAAAGCAGCCUUCUCAGAAAACAGAACGAGCUGCUCAAGACACUACUGGAAACUUCCGACCGAGAGGCUCUCACUGAUAUCGUUCGUCUCGCUCCGCCAUCUGGUCUGAAGAAUCUGCGACACCAUCUACUGGCGCGGCUCCGUUCUCCGAAAAGUCCGUCACCGGAAAUGGCUUUCGGCAUGCAAGCCGUCGAGGAUUGGAACGAAUAUUUCGAUCACUUUGGAGCCGAUUCCGAGAGCAAGUCAUCGGCGCGACUGCUCGAUGCUUUGAACGAGGUCAUCUCCAAGACGGAAUCCCCAUCGAAACCGUGUCCGAUCGAGCUCGAGAGAGACAUCCAGAUCCUGAUCAUGGAGGCGCGAUCCGAUUUGCAUCAAGCGGACCCGGAAUCUUUCAACCUAGACCACCUACGGAGCGUUCGCUCGCUGCUCCUGACAAUCUUGAGACGCACGGAUUUGCGCCUAGCUGUCAUCACGCACCGCGAGCUGCUCGACUUCAGAGCGACUCUCCAGCAGACUCUCGAGAAAAUCGAAGAGCGCAUCCACCAGAUUUCUGUGGAGAAAAGUGCUCUGAAGGAAGUGGACGACUUCCUGGUGCAGAUGCAGGUCGCGAUCACGGACGCAGAGAUGGUCGACACGGGGGUCGAGGCGCUGCAGCAGAUCAUGCGGAACCGUUCGCAUAUCUUGGAGAGAAUCCCCAAACAUCAGAGAUUCCAAAGCCAAGCCGAAUCUCUCCGAGCAAGGUGGGAUGAAGCCGGGGACCGCCUCGUCUCGCUCGAAGAGCUCCAGAUGCAGCAGCGACGACUCCGUGAAGUGCAGGAGAAAAUCGUCCUCGCGGACUCGCCGCUUGACGCCUACGAAAAGCUGGACGAUGAUCUCCGAACAAGUCUGGGCUGUGAAGUUGUAACACCUGGCGAGAUUACCUACGAAUUCGACCAGACCUAUGUCUUAAAAACUCUUGAGAACGCGGAGAAAGAGCUGAAGCAGCCUGAGAAGAGACUUCUAGUGCAGCAACAGAACCUCCACAGGUGUCUGAAAGAGAUGUUGAAGGCGAGCGAUCAGCUCAACCAGUCGAACCGGAUCGACCUCCGUCGUCGUUGGCAUAAUGAUUUCACAAAACUCGUCGAAAUCCUGUGCCAACUUGAGAUCAACAUCGCUACCCGAGAAGACAAAUCCACACUCGUCAAUCAACUCCUGUCGUACACCACAGAAAGCGAACGUCUUCUGAAACUUUCACCGAACCCGGAGGAGCGCAAGGCUCAAGUGGCCGAUCUCCGAGAGUACGCGGUUCUAAUCCGCAGCAAGCUCAGCGGAGCCCGAUCGAAGCUGCCUGUUGAGUUGCAGCUGGAGCUCGAGCAGACUCUGGCUCAGAUCGAAGGCACUCUCGAGAAGAUUUCUGAAAGCAUCGAUCUCUCCUGGAAUGUCAGAGAGAAUAUCGAUCAGCUGAAAUCUCUCCUCGCGGCUCUGGCCGCCGAUUGCCUACGAUGUCGCUGCGCCUUGAAAGUAUGCGACGAUGGGACUGUGCAAGACCUCUUCCAACAAGCGAACAUCGAAGAGCAGAUCAAAGCCGCUCAGGAUCUCUACCAGAACGUCGUCGCUCUCAUCCCGUCGCUCGCCGACGACUACAGGUUCACCUGUGACUCCAACCUGACGGCCCUCAACGCACCAGAAAUCAUGAGCGACGCGUUGGAACUCCUGAAGCUCCGACCCCGAGAGCUUGCCGUGCACUCUUCGCACCCGACACCGUGUUUUAAAACGAAAGCUGUAGACCAGAGAACAGCUCUCGAUAACUUCCAGGAGAGUCUCGAUCAAGUGAACGGAGAGGUGGCCUCGAGUCAAGAUAAGGCCGUAGUGGAGUUUUUCCAAGAUUUGAAUGAGAACAUCGUCCCGGUUUUCGAGGCGAAUGUUGUCCAGGCGAAGCUCUGCGAAACUCUCCCCGCGGUCGCUGCGAGCUCUCAAAAACUCCACGAGAGCACCGGAGAAGGUCUCGAUGAGUUGCAGAAACGACUCCAGCAGGUCCUCAUCCUGAAGAAGGACUUGCUGUCGUCAAUCGAGAGUUUCAAUCUCGCAGUCGACGACGUCGAAGCCAAUCUCGACAGGCCCCUCACGUUCCGGGACAUUCAGGAACUGGAGAAAACAAUCGAAACUUUGGAAAAGCACAAACCAAACAAGCACUUGACCGAAACAUACACCGGCGUGGAACGCGCGUUCAACGAGCUCCUCAAAUACUACCACGACCUGAUCACGAAGACCACUGAGGACUCGAUGCGGAAGGAGCUCAGCAACUGCAGGAAGCGCAACGAGAACGCGUGCAAACAGCACAAAAUCAAGGUGAAACAGCUGCGUUCUCUACGAGUGGGCUGGAACCAGCUGAAAAGCAAUCUUUCGUCAGCUGCCAACGCGUUGGCUGACAGCGAGCGGGACCUCACUUUGGUUCACUCGACAAAAACCGACGAGCUCGCUCACAUCCAGGCGAUCCGCGAGAGUCUCGAGCACCAGGUCAACGAGCUCCACACCCGAGUGAACCACCUGCAUCUGCAGAUGACCAACCGAGGUCUCGUGAACGACGAUCUAGCAGGAACUGUCAAGACGCUCAACGCCAAGUGGAAUCGGCUUUACGCGACAUGCCUUCAAAGAGCUGGCGAAGUCGCUGAAGCCGUGACCCACUGGAGCAAGUUCGAAUUGGAAAAACAAAACGUUAUGGUCGAGUUGACGGAAGUCGACAUUCAAAUGACCAAAAUGGCUCGGGGUGUCCUACCCCUUUCCGACGAGAACCUCGAAGACAUCGGAGCGCGACUGCAGCAGACCGAGCGUCAGCUCCAGGUCCUCGAGGAACAGGCGACCGGCCUACGAGGAGAUACCAUCGACGAGAUCGUCUUCAGCAGAUCAGAGCUCGACCUCGGAAAACUGCACAAACACCACAAGGAUCUCCUGGAUGGAAUCGGCCGUCUCCGGAACCGGUCGGCUUACCAGUUCGGUCUGGACCCGACCAUCGUCCAAUUGAUGGCCUCCAGUUCGAAUGUGCAAAUUCUCAACCGACUCGCGUCAGAUAGCGCCUUGCCACCAGCGCCUGCGCCAGGGAGCAGUAAAACUCAAACGAAAAAUGAAAAUCUGCUGACAGCCAUUCACGAACUCAAAGCCCGCGCGGAGGACAUCAGAUCCUCAGAAGAUCCGAUCGGAGGGCGUAUAUCCGAUUUUACCGAUAUCUUACUCGAAAGCGGCGCUCUCAAGAAACGGAUCAACGCCGUCAACGACGUUCAGAGCCGAGAGGCUUACGCGAGCUUGAUCACUACCACCCUCAGUGAAACGCAGGACUGCCUCCAGGCCACGCUGGUGGAGGCCGCGCACCUCGACGAGACUGUCGGUCAGUUAUCCGAUUAUCUGUCCGCGGCCGAGGGAAGACUGGCCGCGGUGGAAACGGACGACGCAAAGUUAGCCGAACUCUCCACAAUCCGAGAUGAUCUAGAGCAUGCGCGACCGCUGGUGUUUGCUCUGCAGCAGGCCGAAGCGUUCAGUCCAGAGCUCCACGAUUCGAUAGGAGUAGUGGCUCAGCAGAUGGAUAGACUCAUCUCCUUAUGCGGCAUGCACGGCUUGCAGGUAUCACGUGAAGCCUCAUCAGCAGCGAGUUCCUUAGAAGACUUGUUGCCAAUCGGAGAAUCGUCCGAGAAUCGUUGGCAAUGGUUCGUGAGCCGUGUGAUGAGGACUUCGUUGCCGAUCCAGGCGUUCCUUCUGCUUCUUCUGGGCGCAGCUAGUCUUCUGCCCAUGACAGAAGAAGAUUUCAGCUGUGUAUUUGUCAACAACUUCGCUCGCUCGAUGAACCCGAUGCUGAAGUUCCCUGCUGGACCCCCACCUAUCUGAAGAAAUUCCCAAUCAGACCCUCGCAUUUCCGAAGCUGCUCCCAAGAUCACCGAGGGGAGCGGGACUUGAUCCGGAAGAUUAGAAAAUUCAGGAAUUGGAGCAGCGAUGACAAUAUUACGAAAAAAAAGAAAAAAAAAGACAACGCCACAGAAGCUCAGAGGGUGGCAGUCGAAGGACGUGUAGAAAGGCUGGACGCUUUGAAAUAUGAAGUGCGCUGAUAAUCGAAAUUUUCGAAAGUUAUCGAACUUCAUCGAAGUGAGACUUCACUGCGUCACCCAUUCUAGUCUACCGAGAACUUCUCAAAAGAUUACUUCCUUCCCAUUCUGAAAAAUUCUUCUCUGCAGAAAUCCACUCGAGCUCUUCCUUCGAGGGGGAGCAUCCGCAACUCAAAUCUAUUCGCUUGUAGAAUUAGAUCGAAACUACUCUUGAAGAGUCAGUUCAAAAUAAUCUGAUUAUUCAUCAUUUCAUCAUUGACUGUGAAAAUGUGCGUCGUGAGGUCUCCCUGAAGUCCUCGUUUCCCCAUCGCGACUUCAGUGACACUUCACGAUGUUCAACGAGAAUCUUGCUCGCAUUUCACCGUGUAUAAUAUCGAGGAGAGGCUCGUUCCCGCCUUCUUCCACAACUAGAGACGAGAAACAGACCGUCCUGUGACUUAUGAUAGAAUGAGAGAUGACCCUAAGCAGAAAUAUUCAAUGAGUUGAUGACGUAAUGAGCUUUGUUACUUAAGGCGCGUAUGUUUGGCAUUCGACGGUACCACGCCUUACUAAUAUAUUAUUUUUUGCCUGUAUGGAUGCGACCACGGAAUGUAAUAUAUCGCCGUGAGCCCAAUGUAAUAAUGUAGAGAGUGGCGCUUUACCGAAUUGUAGAUAGUUGAACCCUUAUGGGAGUGAGAUAGUCAGUCACGGGAGACCAUGUUCUCAGUGUUGUAUCGAAGCACAUUUGAGUAAAACUAAUUUGUAUGGAACAC